UCGAGACAAAACAUUUUUAAGGAGAAGUAACAAAAGCAAAAGCUUUUCCAGGGCGUGUGCCUUUUGCAUUUGCUAGGGCGUUAGAAGAAUGCUGCUUGAGCCACGAGUGAAGGGCGGGUAGUGGUUUGUUUUCCCGACUUAAGUGCAGCCAUCGAAGUUCUGUCCCAGCAAAACUAUACCCUCUUUUCUUGGGGUUUUUAUAUUUCAGUGUUGUAGUACAAGUAUGCUUUGGGACAGAAGGUGCAGUCAGUUUUUAAAGUUUCAGCUUGGAUUUCAGCGGUGAUUUUUUUACCUGUUAAUUCACGAUAUUGCAUGUAGGAAAAGGUGCUUUCUUCAACUGGUAGUAAAAAAUCGGUGCCUAAAAGCAAAGGCAGAUAGGGUAGAGACAAUAGAUCUGGGGUUUUUUGCACCCAUUCCUAGUAGUCGGGCUUGUAGGCAUGCACAGGAAUAGAUUCUCAAUCAAAGUUCUCGUGGAACUUUGUGCAUGCUGAAUUAUUAGAUGUCUUGGAUGGGGAAAGCGUGUGACCUUUAAAAAAAUUGUGCCAAAGUUUUCUUUAGUUGUGUUUAUUUUUGAGAAUGCUGUACAGAGGCAAAUCUUUCUAGCUUACCCAAUACUGUUUAAAAAGCUAUUAUGAUAUGUAGAUUUCGUGGUGUCUGAUCACACAAAGCAUGCGAGGGAUGGCUUUCAAAGCUGUUAAGACUUUGCAUCUAUAAGGUACCGCAAAAAAGCAUUAAGAAGUUGCUCUCAAUUAUAACUCAGAUGUUUUUGAGAAUGUGACUGCUCUGUUGUGUCCAUGGGAGCUGCUGAACUGUCAGAUCUUUGUAAAUGCAGUCUUCAGAUGGAGUUACAACCAUGACUCUAUAAUCUUAUGUGAAAACUAUAAUCUUCUUUUAAGUGGUGGAAAAGUCAUCUCUCUCCUCAUAACUAAAAUGGGGCUGGCUAGGUUUUAUGUUCAGUGCUGCACAGAAGAUCAAAGCUUUUCAGAUAGAACUUUAUAAAUUUUGUGACAAGGCUCAAGAGGGUCUUAAAUAUUUCUAAGCUAUGAGUGUGGCUGUGUUUAAAGCUGAAGACGUUGUAAACUCUGUGGGCCUUGUAGUGAAAAUAUCUUCCCUCACGUCAUGAGCAUUUUGAGUUUCAGUCCAGUGUUAUAUGCCCAGAUAGUAUGAAUUGGCAUGUGCUGGCUGAGCCCAGAUGAGAAAGUAGCCUGUAGCAGCUGCCGUGGUGCCUUAUAGCCAUAAGAGUUAUGAGUUUCAGCAGUGUGACACUCAGGUGGUGCUAAACUUGGUCUCAAACUUCCCUUCCAAAACUGCCUGAUCCAUUGAGAAGACCCGCAGUAGAAGCCUUUGCUGUACGACUUGUACUGCUGAUGCCAGUAGAGCUCUGAAAACGGGGAGAAGAUCCCAGUGCCUUCGUCCAAGGAUGGUUUGCAGGGAAACUUCUUCAGCGCAGUGCUGAAUAUUCAUUGAGAAUAUUCUAACCUAUGAUGAAUCUUUCUGUAAUUUGUGUUUUGCAUAUAUGAUUAAGCAGCGUUGGCCAAAAGCCUGGUGACAGCACAAGGCUCUGGAAUGUCUCCCUGUUGCCUGGGCAGUUUAUUCACGUUAGCUUACUUCCGUGAGCAUAAUCGCUCCUUUUAAAGUCCUCCUCAACUCAGGAGUGCCACUGCUAUUGAGCAAGCCGAAAUUAUACACGCUGCAGAGAGAAAGGACAGAACAUCGCAGUUGUACCGGUUUGGGAGCAAAAUAUGGAAUGUGUUUCACUGCUGACCGAAGGCAGCCAAAUGAACAGUAUUUAUAGUAGUUUGAAAAUCAGCAGUUAGCAGUUUCUUCACAUUCUAACACUACCCAGCACUUUCCAGAGAGAACUCAUUGUUUACAAGAAAUCUGCUUUCCAAAUCCGUUGCGGUGCCCUCCAGCCUUGACUAUUAACUAUUUGCAAAGGGGAAGCUAAUCUACGGUUUGAGGAAAGAUGGCAAUGGAUGAUUACCUGUGGAUGGUCAUUGUGGGUUUUAUCAUUGCUUUUAUUUUAGCCUUUUCAGUUGGUGCAAACGAUGUUGCCAAUUCUUUCGGAACGGCUGUGGGCUCUGGUGUUGUUACUUUACGCCAGGCUUGCAUUUUGGCUUCAGUUUUUGAAACCACUGGCUCAGUAUUACUGGGAGCAAAAGUAGGAGAAACAAUUCGGAAAGGUAUCAUUGAUGUUAACCUGUACAACAGCACUGUCCGACUGCUGAUGGCAGGAGAAGUGAGUGCAAUGGUUGGUUCUGCUGUUUGGCAGCUGAUUGCAUCGUUCUUGAAACUCCCUAUAUCAGGGACCCAUUGCAUUGUAGGUGCUACGAUUGGAUUUUCCCUGGUGGCAAUUGGCACGCAGGGAGUCCAGUGGAUGCAGCUUGUCAAGAUUGUUGCCUCUUGGUUUAUUUCCCCACUGUUAUCUGGUUUGAUGUCUGGAGUCCUCUUUGUGCUGAUUAGAUUCUUCAUUUUAAACAAGGAAGACCCUGUGCCCAAUGGUCUCCGCGCACUUCCAGUGUUUUAUGCUGCUACCAUAGCUAUUAACGUGUUUUCCAUCAUGUACACGGGGGCACCAGUACUGGGACUGGUACUGCCAAUGUGGGCCAUUGCUCUAAUAUCAGUUGGUGUAUCCUUAGUAUUUGCCAUCUUAGUGUGGAUUUUUGUGUGCCCCUGGAUGAAGAGAAAAAUAGAAAGCCGAUUAAAGAAAGAUGCUGCACUGUCAAGGAUAUCAGAUGAAAGUCUUGAUAAAAUUCAAGAUGAAGAAACACCAGUCUUUAAAGAGCUUCCCGGUGCCAAAGCAUCUGACGAGAGCACGAUUCCCCUUACUGGCUCAGUAACAGAAGCUGCUGGGGCAUCAGAUACUAUUGCAAAUGGAAACCAUCCACGUGUACCGUAUGGAAGAGCAUUUUCGAUGACGCACACCUCGGUGAAAUCACCUGUUUCCAACGGCACCUUCAGCUUCGAUGGCCAGAUGAGGAGCGAUGGCCACGUUUAUCACACUGUGCACAAGGACUCAGGUUUAUACAAAGACUUGCUCCACAAAAUACACCUGGACAGGGCCACCGAUGAGAGGCCCGCUCAAGAAAACAACUACAAACUGUUACGACGCAACAACAGCUAUACUUGUUAUACAGCUGCUAUUUGUGGUAUGCCCGUGCAUUCCUCCUUUAAGGCAGCGGACACGUCAACUCCAGAGGACAGUGAGAAGUUAGUGGGAGACACUGUUUCCUACUCCAAGAAGCGAGUUCGCUACGACAGCUACUCCAGCUAUUGCAAUGCAGUGGCCGAGGCAGAGAUUGAGGCGGAGGAAGGUGGGGUGGAAAUGAAGUUGGCCUCUGAACUCGCAGAUCCUAACCGGCCCCCAGUUGAUCCCGUGGAAGAGGAUAAGGAAGAGAAAGACACAUCUCAGGUCCAUCUACUUUUCCACUUCCUCCAGAUCUUAACAGCCUGCUUUGGAUCCUUUGCCCAUGGAGGUAAUGAUGUCAGCAAUGCAAUCGGUCCCCUCGUUGCACUGUGGCUUAUCUAUGAGCAAGAUGGUGUAAUGCAAGAAGCAUCGACUCCCGUCUGGCUGCUGUUUUAUGGAGGUGUUGGGAUCUGUGUGGGUCUCUGGGUCUGGGGUAGAAGAGUUAUCCAGACCAUGGGUAAAGACCUCACUCCAAUCACACCAUCAAGUGGAUUCACUAUUGAGUUGGCUUCGGCGUUCACAGUUGUGGUAGCUUCCAAUGUUGGACUUCCUGUCAGUACUACACACUGCAAGGUUGGCUCUGUGGUGGCCGUCGGCUGGAUCCGCUCCAAGAAAGCCGUCGACUGGCGCCUUUUCCGCAACAUCUUCCUGGCGUGGUUUGUGACUGUGCCGGUGGCCGGCUUGUUCAGCGCCGGGGUGAUGGCGCUGCUGAUGUACGGGAUCCUGCCUUACAUCUGAAGAGCCGUCUCCAGAGGGAAAAGGGGAAACGGCCAAGCUACUACCGAGGGGAGAAGCGUUCCCAUGAAAGAACCAGUCAGAGAGGAUCCAUCUUCCAUAUCUAACUUCUUAUCUACUGUACAUAACAAUGUGUCAUAUUGGUGACAUGGUGAUGUGGUGCCAUUUCUUAUAUAUUAAAGAAAUAUAUAUGCAUAUAGUAGGUAACAAUACCUAAGUUAUAUUAUCAGUGGGGUGAAAAUAAUUGCCUAGAAUUUAAUAUUUAGUAAAAUUUGUACAUAGUGUAUCAUUUUGGUGGCAAUUUUUUAAUCUUUUGAAGAAGAGUAUGGAUUAGGAAAUGUUUCUUGUCCAUUUGAUAUAAGAAGAAGCGAGGUACAGGACUGUGUAACACAUGAAUUUUUUUAAAGCUAUUAAGAUACUGGAACAAAAUAAAAUGUGCAGAAGUGCUUUUCAUAAAAUAACUUUGUUCAUAUCAUAUUGACCUUUGUGUGUCAUAGCGUGAUGGUUAUGGCUGUGUAAAUACUUACAAACAGUAACUUUUAAAUGGUGCAUUUCCCUUAUAUAUUUUGGAUAAGAAAGUUUAGGAAGUACCAAAGAAGCAGGGGAAUAGCUUGCCGAUAUUAUGUUGCUGUCUACACGUGUGGGCGUGUGUUGUUUUCCCACCUCUAAUUCAACGUUGUUUUCACCAGGCUCCUGCCAGCGAGGCUAGGAUAGUACUGUUCAUGUCUUAAUGUAACUUUAAAAAAAAAAAAGCACACAGAAAAGUUAGUUCUUGUUACUUAGUAGGCAGACCAUAGUUCUCCACAUUAGCUGAUAGUAGACAGACUUCAUUUUGUGGGUUGAAUUUGAAGUUUCACUGCUCACCUUCUACCUUUCCCCUUCAAGUCUCAGCUCCUGGUUGCCCUGCUGUCAAUUCCAGCAGGAGAAUGGACUGUCAGUCUCCCCCCUUUCUGUCCAUCCAGCCACAACCACACACUCUCAGGUACAGGAGUGGGACCGCGGGGUGCUCGGCACCCCCACAUACAGAAGCGAAGGGCAGCAGCAGGUAGGAAACAGGCUUAGCCCUGGUUUUGUGGUUGAAGGUACGGGUGCCCGUGGGAGAGCUGACCCACGCAGGGGCUGGCGUGAGGAGCACGGCGAGGAUGCGAGCAGAUGCUGGGUCUCCCCCAGCAUAUCCCAUCCCACGCCACAGCCUGCCAGCCUCCCACUGUGCUGUCAACCGCAAGGAGGGGACGGGAGCCUGGCCCUGCGUGGAUGGAGGUUGCGUGGUAACCAGCAUUUGGGAUGAGAUUUUUUUUCACGGCAGCUCAGGGGGAAAUGACUAACUACAUCCUCUUUGGAAAGCACAUUUGGGUGAAGGUUACUGUUUUGUGGGUGGGAGGCAAAGGGCAAGGGGUGCCUGGACGAGGUUGGGAAUCUAUUACUGUUUAAAUGCUGCUAAAAUUUUGAUAAAAUGUUCUUGGUACUCCAUUGUGACUUUUCCAUUGGUCAUUCAUACUAAAUUUAUAAUAAAAAGAUAAACAGCCCCUA
Aquila chrysaetos chrysaetos is the source of this 5452-nucleotide messenger RNA. It is a transcript of the gene SLC20A2, whose product is annotated as solute carrier family 20 member 2. The transcript is spliced from 11 exons. Bases 1967 to 3925 code for a protein of 652 amino acids. Gene Ontology annotation, cellular component: membrane. Gene Ontology annotation, biological process: phosphate ion transmembrane transport. Gene Ontology annotation, molecular function: phosphate transmembrane transporter activity. Lineage: Eukaryota; Metazoa; Chordata; Aves; Accipitriformes; Accipitridae. The record is from RefSeq and is a predicted model, not a curated record.